AUGGGUGGAAUGUACGCGGGCCUUCAGUACCAUGGGACUUUCCCCCCGCCGCCACCCCGCGGGCCUUUUGCCUCACCUCCGCACCCGCAUACCCACUAUAUCGCCAAUUCACAACGUGCGGAAGGCGGACGGCUAGAUAUGUUGGGUGCAGGCGAAGGCACACUAUCGCCUCUUCAAGCCACGCCCGAUCUCCAUCACGCUCCACUCUUGUUGGCUACAGAGGCCCAACGAGCUCCAAUAGAGCUGAUGGCGUCACACGCAAGGCAUGCGCUAUCUCAUCACCAUCAUCAUCGUCGCAACGGCGUAGGGCCGCAUGCGCACGCGCACGGCGGAGUGGGCGUAGUAGGGGCGGGCUCUCGCGGACGUCCGUACGUUCGCACCGCGCCCAGGUGGACGCCGCACCCGCAUACCGUGCACCACAUACACGCACAGGGCGGAGGCGGUCUUGUGAACGCAUUACCUCAGUUACACGUCGCAUCGCCGCUGUCAUUACCGCCACCACCGCCUACCUACCAGGUGUUCCUGAAUCUCCUUGCGAUGCUGGGCGAAGCGAAGCCGAGAGGAUUGGCGAGGCACGAAAUCGAUCUGCUGCCCAGUUAUAAGUACUGCGAGCAGACUCAUCAAGGCGAACAAACCUCGUGCGUGGUCUGCAUGUGCGAGUUUGAAGCUCGACAGACGAUACGUGUGUUGCCUUGUGCGCACGAGUUCCACGCGAAGUGCGUCGAUAAAUGGCUACGGUCGAACCGCACCUGCCCCAUAUGCCGCGGCAACGCGUCAGAAUAUUUCAACAACUCCGAGUGA
Molecule: messenger RNA, 801 nt
Organism: Pieris macdunnoughi
Lineage: Eukaryota; Metazoa; Arthropoda; Insecta; Lepidoptera; Pieridae
Source: the annotation of a GenBank genome assembly